AUGUCAUGGCUUGUUUUGUGUGUAAAGCAGAAGGGGCACCAUAUAGAUGCAUGGACUGUGCUCAUUGCCCAUUGUCUUGUAAAACGUGUUGCAUCAAGCAACACAAACUCAGACCAUUCCAUUGGGUACAAAAAUGGAAUGGAAGAUUCUUUGAAGACUUCACUCUACAGCUGGUUGGCUUGGUGCUACACUUGGGCCAUGCUGGAGCACCAUGCCCAGCAGGAGAAGGUUCUUGGGAGGAUGCUGCCAGCCAUCCUAUUCCUGGCUACAUCUAAGGCACCAAGGAUGGCUUUCACUUUCCAGGUGCUGGAUGACUUCAUCAGGGACAAUGUUGAAUGUGGAACGUCUGCCAUGAACUAUUAUAGCAAACUUCAGAGAGUCACCUCAAGCACAUUUCCUCACCUAGUGCCAGGAUUCCAUCAACAGUCACCUGAUCCCCAGGCCAGUGAACUUGUCCUCUUCUGCCCUGCCUGUCCCCAGCCAGGGAUCAAUUGUGCUAGGACCUUUGUGAUGGACAGCAACUUCAAGGCCAAGCAUAUGCUGCCCAAAAAUGCUGCUGAAGAGGUUUGGCUCAUGGAUGGAAAUGGCUUCAUGGUCACAUCAGCUCCAUACAAGGAAUAUUUGACUGGGACUAAAUCCAACUGCAAUAACCACCAGGCUGUUAAUCAAGCAAAUGCACAAAGGAAUAAGUUGGAAUUGACCAGGAUUGGUGGAUGUGCCUGUUAUAGCAAGAACUUGGCCCACCAGCCUGAGGAAAAUAGAUAUCUCUCUCUGCCUUCCAGAUUACAGAUUCAGCCCAGAAUUGGACUAUGGCAUGUCCAUGGCCAUCAGACAGAGUGCUUCACCAGAUAUGCUCCAAACUUUAUUCUGGGUGCUGGACAGGUGGACAGUGAAAUCAUGGAGACCCUCUGGUCUUCUCUCAACAUAAUCUCACCAUCAGCCCAGGGAAUGGCAACAGCACACUGUCAGGAGUUGCUGGACUUCCAAAUGAAUGAUACAUCAGCAUUGAAAUGGAAGUUCAAGGUUGCCAAGCAGUCAUUAGCAACAAUCCAAGAUAAAUUCAACAAGUUGGAUAGCAAAGUACCAGAUGGCUUGCAUCAGUUAUGGGUGGAACAAGAACUUGUGGUGCAGUCAUGCUGGCAGAAUACUCCACAGGCCAUGGACAUAUAUGAAGUCUGGCUGGAGAAGGCACCCACCAUGAAAGCCAUUGAGAUUGACCUAAUCCAUAACAACUGUUCAUUCAGCAGCUCAUGUGGUUCAGCUACUUGGAUUGCAUGGGCAUUAAAGGUUGAGCAGGCUCAAAUAAUGGACACCAGGGCAACAGAGGCAGAACAGUUGUCGAUUUCGCACUGGCAAGACCAGUUGCAAUCACAGAUUGAUGCACUAGUGCAUGGAGCAGCCCAGUUCAUCAGAAAUGACUGGCAAGUUAACCCCAGGCAAAGGCCCAGAAGUAUAGCCCCAUUUGAUGGGGACAGUAACAACAAAACUGAUGAUCUGUUCCUCCCUGAUCAUCCUGGUCACCAGAAGUAUUUCCAUGACAUUGGCCUCAGCAGUCUUGUGGAACAGGAAAUACAUCUGAGACAGGGCCAGGCAAAUGAUGCAUUGCAUGAAUUGUGUCUGGCCCUUGUGGACAAGGCUGUGAUAAUUCAUACAGAUGUCUGGAAAGGAGGGAACUACAAAAUGACAACCCAGGCAUGGGGGCAGAUAUCCAAUGCAGAGGCAAUGCAACUCAUUGCACUGGGGGCUGGGGAGGACAUCCUUGGCAAAUACCAAGAAUUGAAUAGGGCAGACCUGACUCUGCAUACAAAAGUGCUAUGGGAUCACUGGGAAGAAGAGCUAGAGUUACUCACACUGGAGACUGGGUGGACACAGAAAUUCUUCUUACACAAGGAGAAAUUCUGGAGUGGCUGGCAUAUGGAGGCAUUGGCAGUGGGCAAUACUGGCUUCACAUGUUAUAUGGCUAGGCAGUCCCAGAUGUAUUGGGAUUUAGCCAGAACACUAGGAUGUACUUCAAGAUAUGAAUUGGAAGAUUAA
Pisolithus orientalis is the source of this 2034-nucleotide messenger RNA. RefSeq lists its product as uncharacterized. The record is from RefSeq and is a predicted model, not a curated record. The transcript has 13 exons. Lineage: Eukaryota; Fungi; Basidiomycota; Agaricomycetes; Boletales; Pisolithaceae. The coding region runs from base 1 to 2034 and encodes 677 amino acids.